This is a messenger RNA of Tilletiaria anomala UBC 951, 1473 nucleotides long. Its product is annotated as alpha-ketoacid dehydrogenase kinase. Gene Ontology annotation, molecular function: pyruvate dehydrogenase (acetyl-transferring) kinase activity. Gene Ontology annotation, cellular component: mitochondrion. Gene Ontology annotation, biological process: protein phosphorylation; regulation of glucose metabolic process. The record is from RefSeq and is a predicted model, not a curated record. The coding region runs from base 1 to 1473 and encodes 490 amino acids. Lineage: Eukaryota; Fungi; Basidiomycota; Exobasidiomycetes; Georgefischeriales; Tilletiariaceae. The transcript is spliced from 2 exons.
AUGCAAUGCUUGGCCACAGACAUCAAGGGUAAGGCACCUUCACGACGUUGGGACUGCUUGCACGCAAGAAAAUUCUCGACCAGCCCACAGUAUCCUCCGCCAGACCUGUUCAAGCCUGGCUCUUCGUCAUUCUCUCCAAGCGACGACAGGCAGGUGGACGAUGAGGUCUCGUCGAAGUCCACUUUCAUGGCGCCUCCCUCUGCGUUUUCUACCUUUGGUGCCUCUCCGACAUUGCUCGCAGAGUUUCUCUCGAUCCAGCCGACGCCUCUCACGCUCAAUUCUCUCUUGUCCCACGCACCUGCGCCGGGGCAGGUGCCAACCACAUCGCAAUUGAUCGAGUCAGCUGAGUUCACGCGGCGAGAGCUGCCCAUUCGACUGGCCCGAAGAGUUGGAGGGUUUCGAUCGCUUCCCUUCAUCGUGGGCUCAAAUCCAUACAUUCAACAGAUCGCUCGGUUAUAUUCCCAAUCCUUCGAGACGCUGGCUAGGUUUCCGGAGAUUGUCGACUUAAAUGACCAUGACAACUUCGUCAGCAUGUUGGAAUCGCUCGUCGAGGAUCACGCGCAAAACGUCCCUAUCCUCGCACGCGGGUUCCUCGAGUGCAAGAAGUAUAUGGACGCCAGAGAGGUAUCGGCAUUCCUCGACGCAGCCAUCCACUCACGGAUCGCAAUCCGUCUGAUCGCCGAGCAGCACUUGUCAAUCGCUGGCCUAUUCCAUGACGCAAGGCGUGCAGGAAAGACGGGCGUCAUGCAACAGGAAGCAGCAUGGGGAGAGGACAGGUUGAGUGUCAUCGGCGUGGUGGACACAAAGCUCAGCCCUGCGCGCAUGGUCAAGACAUGUGCUCAGUUUGUGCACGGCCUGUGCGAAGGGACUCUUGGCGCUGCUCCAGAGCUGGUACUGGAAGGCGACGUGAAUUCAACAUACAUCGGCGUCCCCGUCCACCUGGAGUAUGUCAUGACAGAAUUGCUAAAAAACAGCUAUCGCGCAACAACCGAACGGUGGCGUGAACGCGCAGCGGCACGCCAACGCAGUAACCGCUUUAGCGCCGACCCACCCGAGCCCAUGCCGCCCAUCAAAGUUUCGAUCUCAAAAAGCCGUAACCAUCUUUCCAUGCGUAUCCGAGAUCAGGGCGGCGGCAUCUCACCCAAGAAUCUGCCGCACAUCUUCUCCUACGCUUUCACCACCGUCAACUCGGCUGAGGACGAUGCGGGCUCAUCUGGGGACUCUGGUGAUUUAGAAGGGCCGUAUGCCAUACAGGCCGUGGGAGGUGUUGUAGACAACGGAUUGGGAGAGAUAGGCGCUUCAGGCUUGUUGAGCGGACUUGGCACACUAGCAGGCCUGGGAUAUGGCCUCCCAAUGGCCCGCAUAUACGCGACGUACUUUGGAGGUGGAAGCGCGCUGGACAUUGUCAGCCUCUACGGCCAUGGCUGUGACACAUUCAUCAAAUUACCUGCAGAUCCUUUGCAUUUCCAGUAA